GAGCAAUUGACCUGCAGGCUCUAAUUCCGCCGGCUGAUAUCCGACCGCCGGCUCCUAUGCAAGGAUACUGAAAAGCCCUCCCUACAGACUCUGCAAGAUUGCGAUUACGACAAAUCACUCACGCCGCGUGGCCUCCUCUCCGAUCAGCGACCCCGAGUAUAUGUCGCCGCACUGAAUGUCGCAACACUGAAGCUUCGGACCAACACACGAACUAGGCUGGGACAUUGCGGCGGCGAGGCGAUGGUAUUCGCGUGGAGGCCUCGAUGAGCUCCCCAACCGGCGAGGACGAUGCCAGUGCCUUUCACCCAGCCAACCCAAAUCAUGGCAUCGCUUUCGAUCGCAUCAAGGACAGGCUGAUGGAAAGCGCUGACGGAAGCAGUGGGAGCGAUGCAGGAUCAUUCAGCAGAACACGGUCGCCCGAUUUGUUUCCUCUGGAGAGCGGACAGGCCACUCCUGUGCCGCAAGCUGCCAAUCUGAAUGGUACAAGCUUCCAGGGUUACGGGAGGAUCAUAGCUGCGUCGGAUGAAGAUGAAGGAGACCAAGGUGGCGAGAGCGAGAGGGUAGAAGCAGACGAGAAGAGCUUACCCAGCUUGGCGCAGUUGGAGGAUGAGCAAGGAAGUGAGAAAGUCAUUAGCCCGGAUGAAUCAAAUCAGACUCCAGAAACUCCAGACGAUACGCCCUCACGAAGAGGCUCCUUUUUGUCUUCGCCCGGAAGCAGCCGUGCAGCGUCUCGGCUGUCUACAACCAAGCUCCAUCGGCCAGGCGCUCUCCAGCCAUUCGAGCGACGUUUCUCCGCCAGACUCUCGUCCUCUCCGCUCAGUACACCACGCAACGUUUCCCCCGCAUUUCUUGUCUCGCAUUCACGGCAGUCUUCGAUAGGAAGCAUAGUGGCAGCAAACCAAGAGUUUGACACAGUAGAGACUCCCCAGCCUCCAUGGGAGGUUGUAAGAUGGACAAAACUGAAGAGAAUCACUGGACAGUUGUUUUCCGAAGUUGGAAGGCGAAACUAUGGAAGAGCUACCGUGAUAGCGAUUGGCUCAACUAUUGCAAUAGGCACAUCGAAAGGCCUUGCACUAAUAUUCGAUUAUCAUCAGAGCUUAUCGGCGACUAUUGGGCUCGGAACGAAGGCAGUCGAGAGCGGUGCGGUCACGGCGUUGGCUAUAUCGGCGGAUCAUUCCACAAUUGCUACGGGGCAUGCGAAUGGACACAUCUUCACCUGGGAGAUUUCGAGGCCGGCAAAGCCAUUUCUUCACAUUGUCCCCAACGACCGUGAAACUCUAGAUCAGCGCAAAUCUGACGGUCAUGUAUCUGGAACCGCUGUGGUGCAUGUUGGCUUCCUUGGAACACGACAUACAGCCCUUGUCUCAGCAGACGAAGGGGGCAUGGCGUUCUCUCACUUGGCGACGCGAGGUCUCGGUGCCAUAGGCAGAGUUGUCAAGACAACACGAUUACUUGGUCGAUAUCCAGCUCCUGAGAAGCCAGGCUCAGAGAAGCCGCGAAAGCCUAGUUCUGUCCUUGCGUUUUCACCUCUUCCUCUCGGAAACAUAGAACAGCCAACGGACUCUCUAGGCCUAACAGCACUUUUGACACCAUAUCUCCUCGUAAUCGUGUCCACUACCCCCAUCGCAGAGACACAGUUCAAAACGGCUCGUCCCAAAGAAAUUGCUCCACACAGCGCACUUAGCGGCUGCCUUGCCUGGUUUCCCGGCGUCAAGCUAAAACGCCCACUCUCCACGGGAGAAACUGUAUCUAAACCCAAACUAGUGUACUGCUGGUCCAAUAUCCUCACAAUUCUGGAUAUCCACGCGGAAUCUUCCUCUGAAAAAGACAAGCCUGCUUUGCUUAGUUUUCGACCACGAAGCCGCUGGAAGAGUAAUGAAGCCAUUGUUGCAGUGCAAUGGCUCACACGCUCUGUGCUUGGUGUUUUGACCAUUAGCCAGCGAUUGAUCAUCCUUGAGGACCCUGUGCUGCGCGUUACAGACUCUUUCGACCUUCUCUAUAAACACAUCUUCCAUCAAGAUUUGUUUUCGAAGCAAUUGCGGCCAGUUGUAGAGCAGCUGGAUGAAGAAGACACUUCAAUGCAUGGUGUUGUAGCAGACGCGUUUUACAUGAGCUUUCGAGCUUAUAAAGGCAGACUCUUCUUGCUCGGCUUCAACGACGUGUCGAUUGGGACAUUGUCAAAUUGGGCAGACAGAUUGGUCGCAUUGGUAGAAGAGGGUGAUUACAUUAACGCGAUCAGACUGGCAACGACUUAUUAUACUGGCGACGCAGAUAAGAUCUCUGUGGGACUGCCAGAAGAGGACGAGGCGCGACAUGCGAUUGUUCAAGAGAAGCUGCUAGAGAUGAUUUCUGCAUCUCUGAAGUACACUUUUGGCAGACUGGAAGAAAUUGCAGAGGAUGAGAGAAAGCAUAAAGUAAAAGAGCUUGGCGAGGCCACUUUUGCGGCUUGCAUAAGCAUGCACGAAAUGGACUUCCUAUUUGAAGACGUGUAUGAAGCUUUUGAAGAUGCAUCGUACGAACAAGCUUUCUUGGAAGUUCUUGAGCCGUAUGUGUUUGACGAAGACAUCACGUCGAUACCACCAACGGUCCUUCGCAUAUUGAUCAGCACUUACGCUGCCCAAGGACACACGAAACGGCUUGAAGAGAUGAUAUGUCGCCUCGAUACUUCAACAUUGGAUCUUCAUCUGACAACAACUUUGUGCAAGCAACACAAACUGUAUGAUGCACUUAUUUACGUGUGGAACUCUGGGAUAGGAGAUUAUGUCACUCCUCUGAUGGAACUUCUCAGCCUAGUAAAAAUCAUUGACGAGGAACCUGACGCUGCGGAAGACGCUAAGCUUUAUGAUGCGGCAAUGAAGCUGUUCCCGUACCUGGCUUACACUUUGACGAGCCGCAUAUACCCAAAAGGUGAUGAAUUAGACGAAAGGAAAGCGCAUCGUGCUAAAGCUGAGAUGUACGGGGCCGUAUUUGCAGGACACCCUUUGCCUUGGCCGGGCACGCGCAACAUUUUCCGAGCCGAUCCCGAAGGUGAUGCGGAUUCUCCGUACCCCUAUCUAUCACUUAUACUGCGUUUCGAUACAUCGAGUUUCAUGAGCAUGUUGAACGAGGCUUUCGAAGACCCGUUCUUGAACGGCGUCAAUGAUUCGAGUGGGCUAGAUGGACUUGCAUCUGAUGAGGACGACGAUAUCAAUUACAAACUUCUUCCUACACGCCACACAAUCAUAAGCAUCCUGUUGGACGUGCUCGGAUCGAAUCGUUUCGACGAUACUGACAAGAUAUAUCUGGAUAUAUUUCUGGCUCGCAAUCUGCCCAAGUAUCCGCAAUUCAUCGUUCUACCAGGUACCACCUUACGCAACGUUCUCGAAGGGUUGUGUCGAUAUCCCGCCGAUGAAUUAGCAGAAGAUUGUCAGCUCAGUGUUGAAUACUUGCUUUCUUUCUAUCACCCACCCGAUCUGCCGUCACUAAUACCCCUUUUCGAGGAAGCAGGUUUUUACCGCGUGCUUAAAUCUGUGUACAGAGGCUCGAAAGACUUCUCGCGGCUCAUACGCACUUAUUUUGUUGACCCGACUGACCGUGAGCAAGUCUUCGACACUAUUCACGACUGUCUGAAGGCGAGCAGCUCUCUGACACCAAAACAACGCCGCGAAGUAGAAUCAGUCAUUGUGCAGAAUGCGGCGACACUGGCUAGUAUCGACACAGUGAAAACUGCAAGGACGCUGCAAAGUCAUGUACCCGAACUCAUCGAACCAGUACUUAAUGCGUUGGAGGAUGGUUCACAUGCGCAAUUCACGCUGCUAAAGACCAUUCUUGAGCCGGCCACUGCAGAUCCAACGGCGAACCGUCAGGUACCUGAGAAUUACGUACAGUUUGAAGAGCGCUACGUACAGCUUAUGUGUCGAUAUGAUCCCACUCAUGUUGCCGACUACAUCGGGCUCUUGAAGUCAGGUGAUUUGAGGCUAAAUGAGGUCCUGCCAGCUAUGGAAAAGAGUGGCGUCAUUGAUGCGGCUGUUGUUCUCAUGGCUCGUGAUGGCAUGGCCAGAGAAGCGAUGGAACGGCUGAUCAGCCACUUGCACACUCUUGAGUCUGCAUUGACCAGUCUGAUAUCAGCUGUAGCUGACAGUCCUGACGUGUCGAACACCAAUGAAGCCGCAAACGACUUGAUCGAAGCCGUCAAUAAGUACACGAAAGUCGGGAUUUGGCUCUGUCAAGGGCAGACGAAAGCUACAGAUCAUUCAAAGGUGCCAAAAACGCGUGCCGGUCACAAGGAAAGCGAGGAGACUCUUUUGCUCGACGAGCUUCUGUGGUUAGAACUCGUCGAUUCGGUGGUUAUCAUAACCAAAGAAGUUUCUUCGGUGGCGGAAGACGUCGCACCAGAAUCCGUAUUUGAUGUCGCGAAGAUCAAAGAUUCUCUCCGAUCUGCGGUUCAACAAACGUUCAGCGCCCUCCUCACGUCCACGGCUCGGCCCAGCCUUCCCGUUCUCCGACAUCGACGAAACGAGUCUCUACCCCCCUUCCCCAACACACAGCCCCAUCCGACGUUCCUCCGCAUUCUCCGCGCCUUCUUGACGCGCGCAGCAAGAUCUUCGCCAUCCGUAUCAGACCUUCGAGACGUGUUGUCCGAGAUCUUCGCAGCAUAUACGUUUGAGGAGACGCUUCUCAGCCUUGCGAACCAGUUUCUCGACAAAGAUCUGUUCAGCCACGUUGACGAAGCGUGGAAGUUGAGGCAACGAGGCUGGAGGCCGAGGGGGAACGUGUGCGAGCGCUGCAAGCGGCGCGCGUGGGGCCCCGGCGUGGGCGGCGACGUGUAUGAGCUGUGGGACCAAAAACGCAGAGAAGAGGCGGCCGCAGCCACGAGCAGACCCGGCGCCCUGCUCAGCCGAACGGCAAGCGAGCUCAGUCUGAACAGAGGAAAGGGAAAGGCGACUGCGAACAUGGACGACGAAGGCGGCGAGAAGAGCGGCAAAGGACAAGGCGGCGAUCUGGUCGUGUUUGCCUGUCGACAUCUGUGGCAUCGAACGUGCUUGGAAUCGGCUUUGAAUGAGGUGGACGGCGUUCACGGAAGGGCGAGGGAACAGUUGAAGUGCCCUCUGCCACAUGUCCACGCCUGAUGACGGACAUUCGCGACCGGCCUCUCUUUCUCUUUUCUUUUUUUUUUUCUUUUUUGUCAAAGCCUUGUAUCAUAGACAUACCAGGACGAGCACUUCUUUUCGGCAACGCAGCCGACAUAGCUUCUAAUCUUUACGCCGAUAAUUGCGCGA
Molecule: messenger RNA, 5258 nt
Organism: Verruconis gallopava
Lineage: Eukaryota; Fungi; Ascomycota; Dothideomycetes; Venturiales; Sympoventuriaceae
Exons: 1
Coding region: 264-5108 (1614 amino acids)
Biological process (GO): endosomal vesicle fusion; protein targeting to vacuole
Cellular component (GO): HOPS complex; late endosome
Molecular function (GO): protein binding
Source: RefSeq, a predicted model, not a curated record